This is a messenger RNA of Daphnia carinata, 1356 nucleotides long. RefSeq lists its product as uncharacterized. The transcript has a single exon. The coding region runs from base 1 to 1356 and encodes 451 amino acids. Lineage: Eukaryota; Metazoa; Arthropoda; Branchiopoda; Diplostraca; Daphniidae. The record is from RefSeq and is a predicted model, not a curated record.
AUGGCAGAUGAGCGAAUUGCGUCGCAUUGCCCGGGUCUUAAUAGUGUCGACUUCCUCUUAGGAGCCGAUUAUUGCACCCGCAUAGUAAACUACAAAACCAUUUCUUGCCAAAGUGGAUUGCUUGCUAUUUCAAGCAAGUUUGGGUGGUUGGUAUUUGGACAAGAAAAACGCCCUGGUGCGUCUGGUAUUUUAACCCUUUCUACGGUUAUGGGAGUUGAAUUAUUUCCCGAUGAAAAAGAAAAUGGAAACGAAGACCUGCGUAGAUUUUGGGACCUGGAACACUUUGGUAUUUCCGACCCACACCACGGUGGAAACGAGCCGAAUCCAUUAACUGAAUUUAGCAACUUGAUCACGAGGAGUUCAAGCGGCCGUUACUCGGUACCUCUUCCAUGGCGACCGGACAAAAAGGAUCUACUUAACUCCAAUUACCAUCAGGCCUUGUCCCGAUAUAAACGCCUUCUACGCCACCUCCAAGAGGAUCCGAGUUUAUUUAAAGCCUAUCACCAUCAAAUCCAAGAAUAUAUACGGUCAGGUUAUGUAAGCAGAUUGGGAAGUAGUUCCGAUGGCCAGAUAACGGGACCUGAGUAUUAUCUGCCACAUCGAACUGUAGUUCGCAACGAAGCCAUUACUACAAAAAUCCGGCCUGUUUUCGACGCUUCCGCUCGGGGGGAUCACGACCUCUCCUUAAAUGAUUGUUUGGAGACAGGUGAUAAUUUGAACCCCGAGUUGUUAGAGGUUCUGUUAAGAUUCCGCUGGAACCGCGUAGCCUGGGUGGGGGAUAUCGAAAAGGCCUUCCUUCAAGUGGAAAUAAAUCCCGAAGAUCGAGACGCCCUCCGGUUUAUUUGGACGGACGACGUACCAAUAGGUGGGGAGCAAAUAGAACCCUCUAUUUUCCGGUGGAAUCGUGUCACGUUCGGAUUGUCCCCUAGCCCCUUUUUGUUACGCAUAGUCAUCCGGAAGCAUUUAACCGAGGCCGCUGGAAUUGAUCCUUCCCUAGCUCGCUAUAUAGAAGAAAAUCUGUACAUGGAUGAUCUUCUAGCCGGGUCCCACUCUGUCGAAGAAGCUUCAAAGACCAUCCAGCGCGUCAUCAACGCCUUUAGUGGCGCUUGUAUGAGGUUGACUAAAUGGGUUACAAACGAACCCUCGUUAAAGUUUUCGGUACUCCAAACCGACACCCUUACAUCAAGUAACACCGCCUCUCGUCCUAUCGGAUGUGACGAAAACUCAAAGAUUUUAGGAGUCAUCUGGAAACCGAAUGAAGACUAUUGGACCUUUGACUUGUCCAAAAUAUUAAGCCCGUUGUCCAAUAUUCCGGAGAGCGUUACCAAGAGACAAAUGUUGAGCGUUGAGAGUUGA